CACCUUGCGAACGCCGCCCCAUUAACGCUGAUCAGUAACUGAGGACGAACUCGGAACCAUUUCUGUGAAACCGCGUUUAACGACUACAAGUGCAUCGCCCGUGUUCCACAACGUGCUUGUUCUGGUGCUUCUAGAACGUUCCCGAGGCUUCACUAUAUACGAUUUUCAAUCGAUCUCUUCUGAUUGUCUGCAAAAGAUUAAAUAAAAACUACAAUCAAAAACCAUUAAUUGACAGAAAAUAUUUUCAUUUUGUUGCAUUUCAAAUCUAAUUAAAAGAUGGAAGACAAGGGAUUAAGUUUUGCUGAUCAAUCUCUUUCGCUCAAUUCUGCUGAAGACGCCAAAAUUAUAGUUUCAGCAAUCGAAAAAUGUCCGCGCCUGAUUUUUUUCAAUCUUCAAGGAAAUACUUUAGGAAUUGAUGCUGCUAAAGAAAUUGGUCAUGCUCUUGCUAAACAUGGGUCUCAUCUUAAACAUGCAUUAUGGCAAGAUAUGUUUACUGGACGACUUAAAUCUGAAAUACCAAUAGUUCUAGAACAUUUAUCAGCUGGUUUAUUAACAGCAAAUGUCCGUUUAUCUGAACUUGAUUUAAGUAAUAAUGCUUUUGGACCAAUUGGCAUGCAAGGAUUAGUCAAACUAUUGAAUUCACCUGUGUGUUAUGAAUUACAAACAUUACGUUUAAUGAACAAUGGAUUAGGAAUUAGUGGAGCAAAAAUGCUUGCAAAAGCAUUGAUUGAUAAUUAUCAUGCUAGUACUAAAGCUGGUACUCCAUUAAAACUUAAAGUACUAAUAGCUGGUAGAAACAGGUUAGAAAAUGAAGGCAUUAUAGCAUUGUCUCAAUUCUUUGAUCUUGUUAAAACCAUGGAAGAAAUAACAAUCCCUCAAAAUGGAAUUUAUUGCAAAGGUAUAAUAGCACUAUCUAAAAGCUUACUACAAAAUCCAAAUUUAAAAGUAUUGGAUGUUCAGGAUAAUUUACUAACUGUGUUGGGAGCAGAAGCAUUAGCUAAUGUUUUACCAAAAUUAAUAAAUCUCAAACAUUUGAAUAUUGCUGAUUGUUUAAUAAAAUCUAAAGGGGCUUUAGCAAUUGCUGAAGCUUUACUUGUUCAUGAUUCCCUUGAAAAUUUGGAUGUAAGUUAUAAUGAGAUCAGUGGUGAAAGUGGAAUUAUAUUAACAAAGGCACUAUGUGACAAAAUAAACUUAAAAGGGUAUAAUAUUAAUGGUAAUAGAUUUGGAAUAGAAACUAUUGACAUGAUUUCAAAUAUACUAAAAGAAUCUAACAAGGACAAAACUCUGGGGUCGUUCAGCGGUGAUGAAGGUGAAUGUUCAUCUGAUGAAGAUGAUAAUGAAGAAGCUGAAAAAAGUUCAACUGAUUCUGAAGAUAGUAAUAUUUCUACUUCUCAAGCUGAUAUAACUGCUAAUAUAAUGAAAGAUAUGACUGUUAGUGAGAUUAAAUUAGUACAAAAUUCUACAGAUGAUGUUAGUUUUGAAAUAUUAGUUGAUCAACUAAUGGAUAUUGCUGGUCGUUAUAAUAAUGCAGACGAUAAAGAUAUUUUGGAUAAGUGUUUUGAGUUGUAUAAAACCGCUUAUACUGAUGCUACCAAAAGAUUGAAAUUUAUUGAUUUGACAAAUUUAUUGUUAGAAAAACAUGGAUUAAUUAAAAGUGAAGAAGGAUUCGAAAUACGAGAAGAUGUCAGUAGAUGUUUAGAAGUUCUGAAAAUAGCUGUUGAAAAUAAAAAUGUUAUUCCUGAACCAUCUCGAUGUGUUUUAAGCUUUAUGUUAAAAAAAAAUAUUCAGUCUAAAUAAUUUGUAAACUAUGUCUUUUUAGUACGUUAAAAUGGCAAUCAAUAAUCUGAAAUAUAUAUCAUUUUUUUGUGUAA
Molecule: messenger RNA, 1871 nt
Organism: Melanaphis sacchari
Lineage: Eukaryota; Metazoa; Arthropoda; Insecta; Hemiptera; Aphididae
Gene: RanGAP
Product: ran GTPase-activating protein 1
Exons: 2
Coding region: 277-1797 (506 amino acids)
Biological process (GO): nucleocytoplasmic transport; activation of GTPase activity; signal transduction
Cellular component (GO): cytosol; nucleus; perinuclear region of cytoplasm
Molecular function (GO): small GTPase binding; GTPase activator activity
Source: RefSeq, a predicted model, not a curated record